AUGUUGGGUCUUCGACAGCCCGUUACAUCUGAAAUGGUGGGUAAUGCUCUUAAUCUGGUCUAUGAAAACGGUUCAACGAUGCUUUACAAUAAUAAUGCACAUAAUGUAGAUCAGAGUGGUGCUUCCUGUUUAAGUGGUUCACAACCGUUUUUCACGUACCCUCAAUUUCAUCAAAAACAGUUUCUUACUUCAAAUCAUUAUAGUUUGGGUUAUCACAGUCAAGGCAUGUCUAAUGUUAAUCACCUACAGACACAUGCUUUGCACCGUCCCUGGAUACAGCAAUUAACUCAACAACCACAUGCUGCAGUAACAAAUCAAUUAAGUCAGGGUAUGCAGACAUUUAUGAAACCUCAACAAGUAAAUGCCACGUCUGAUAUCGAAGGAAGUAUUCUGAUGAUGAUAUGA
This is a messenger RNA of Didymodactylos carnosus, 405 nucleotides long. Lineage: Eukaryota; Metazoa; Rotifera; Eurotatoria; Philodinida; Philodinidae. The record is from the annotation of a GenBank genome assembly.